Salmo salar (Atlantic salmon) is the source of this 5217-nucleotide messenger RNA. RefSeq lists its product as uncharacterized. NCBI's taxonomy places the organism in Eukaryota, Metazoa, Chordata, Actinopteri, Salmoniformes, Salmonidae. Gene Ontology annotation, molecular function: DNA-binding transcription factor activity, RNA polymerase II-specific; RNA polymerase II transcription regulatory region sequence-specific DNA binding. The record is from RefSeq and is a predicted model, not a curated record. Gene Ontology annotation, biological process: regulation of transcription by RNA polymerase II; response to unfolded protein. Gene Ontology annotation, cellular component: nucleus.
CAGAACUAGCCCAAAUGCAUUUUGCGUCGAUAUACUAGAGGACCACAACAUAUCUUUAAUUCUUGUAAUUUAUGCGGUCUUGCGGAGAAGAACAUUGGUUUAUGUGGAUGUAACUUUGUUCCCCUGAUUGUAACUGCUGGAACAGUGGACGGCUGCUGGCUUCCAGAGCGCUCGCUGUCAGAACCGCGGGGCUGCGCGUUGACAGAUAACGGGGGCGCGCUUCAACGUCGGAAAAUGUGACACACAGUCCAUGCAGGAGAUGAUGUGAACUCUGAUCUCUGGCGGUUGGUGUACUGAUGAUGACGAAGCUAACCGUACUAAACUGUUGACCCAUCCUUCUGCCUCUGAACAGGUCCAAGCACCACCAUGCCUCAGCCAGGUAGCAGUGGGAUGGAGCCUGUCUUUGGUGAGGCCUAUGGGACCAACGGGUUAUCUGUGACCUUAGAGCCAUUCACCAUCUCUCCUACAGGGGGCAGUACAGAGUCAGACAACGUAGUGUCCUAAGGGUGUGGUGGUGAUGUUGGGGGCCCCAGCCCUGUCCCUGUGUCGAGGCCAGCAGCCUGGAUGUGAGCUACUCAGUGAUCUCUUGGAGGAUGUGAUCACUGACGACACACACACCUCCGAGCGUCGCUGGGACAUCUCGGCCCUGGAUGACAUCACACACUACGCCAAAGGCAGCCCAGAGGGGGCACCACCGAGCUGCGAGAGCUCCUCCGUCUCACCUGAGGGAGGCAGAGAAGAACCAUGGUUAUCCCUGAGACCAGGGGGCAGGCAGCUGAGGAACCCCACAGACCUCACACCCUGUGUAGGGUUGGGGGCUGGACACCUCCUCCUGGCUGGUAGAUAUCCGGAGUCCUGGAGCCAAGAGGCUGGAGGGCGGGAGAGUGAAGCUAGGGAAGGGCUGCAGCAAGUGGGGCAGGAAGAGAUGGUGCAUAACUACUCUCUACAGAGUGAGCCAGACACUGAGUCUAGUCAAGGAACAGACAGCGAUAUUGGAGAGGAAGAGGAGGAGAAGGAGGAAGAUGGGAAAGAGGAGAAGGGGAGAGAAGCCAUGGAGGAAGAGAAUGGGAAGGAAGAGGAGGAGCUUCAGUCCCAUAAGAGACAAAAGAAACGCCGGCAUUACUGGGAAUGUAGCCUCUUCAGUGAGGCAGACCUGGGGAGAGAUGGAGAGAAAGAUAGAGGGAGAGCCAAAGAGAGAUAUGAAGAAAGAGAUGAAGAUAAAUAUGAAGGGGAUAUAAUCUGGGGCCCUAGCACCCUACCCACCACCUUGUGCCUGAAAGAGGGGACCUCCACCAAUGGUAAGCGAGGCCAGAGGAAGGCCCGUCGUACAGAUGCCAGUGACCUGACCCCCAGCCCUGGGAAGCUACAGAGCUUGGGAGAGCAGCUCCAUACACUCAGCUCUGCUCUGGAGGGCCUGACUCCUGUCAGUGACCUGCCUGUUACUGCCAGGGCCCCAACACGAAAGGAGAGGAACAAACUGGCCUCCAGAGCAUGUCGGCUGAAGAAGAAAGCCCAGCACGAGGCCAACAAAAUCAAACUGUGGGGUCUGAACCAGGAGUAUGAUGGCCUGUUGUGGGCAGUGCUGCAGGUAAAGGAGCUGAUCCGCCAGAGAGUGGAGAGCAGAGAGGAAGACACAGAGAGAGGAUGUCUGAGAGAGAGACUGGAGGACAUUCUGAAGGAAUCAGCUGGGCCACGUGUAGCAGGACGAGGCAAAGCGUUUGUGGAGAGGAUCUUGAAGAACCCUGCCGGGGGACAGAGCACCAGAGAGGCUAAGGGAGAAGGGGGGUCAUCAGACCCUAGCCACUAACCUCUUCUCCCCACCAGAGUCACUAUCUCGCCCCUUCUUGCUUCACUUUGCACUUUCUAACAUGGAGAGAAGGUAGGGCGGGCGGGCAGACAGACAGACAGACAGACAGACAGACGGUGUGUCUUGGCCUCUAGCUGUUACAGUAUAGCUGAUGAGUGUCUCAGAAUAUUAACGUGUGGCAUGCUUGUUUAAGAUUGUGUGCGUGUGAGGGAGGAAGUGUGCAUAAUUCCAGUGUAUCUAUUGCAUUAUGUACUAUAGUAUAUACCAUCGUGCCUAAAGGAGGACACUGUGUGCUGCUAGCUAGUCGUAGUUAUACACUAUCUAUUAUGGAAGAACAGGGAGAGGAGUGACAGUGAGUAUGGUGCUUAUAACAGUGGACAUGAUGACUAAGCUGUUUAUCUUGACGUCCAUUUUGAAUCGUACUGUAAACCAAAAGUGCAUAGAUAAACAGACAGACAGGGGGAAGGACUUUGGCAUCACGUGAAUGUUGCACAGUGCUUCUCAAAGAUGCUGAAUGCUGCUUGCAUGGUCGUUUUAUAUGUCUCUGCAUUCCUUACAAAGUAAAUGAUGUUCCUCUACAGAUCCUCUUUAAAACUGAUGUCAUAAUGUACUGUACUUCUCUACAGAUGAACCUGUGUAGAGAGGAUUAAAAAAAACUUCAACCAGGGAAACCCCCGUCCUCAGGAGGGCCCUGUGUUUGCUGGUUUUAUUUUCUUCCUGCAAAUCAGUGACUGAACUGCUACCUGGGAAACCUGGACCCAUGUUCACAAAGAAUCUCAGAGUGCUGAUCUAGGAUCAGUAGAUCAUAAUUAAUAGGAUUACAUGGACAGGGGGAGACCUAAUCCUAGAUCAGCAUUCCUUCCCUGAGACACUUUUUUAACAUGGGCCCAGGCGUGUCUUCUCUCGUCAAUGAGUGCCACAGUCCCACAGGGAGAAGAGAGAACAGCGGACACUGCUGCACCCCUGAGUACCAUAGUUGUCCAUCCAUGUCCUAAACCCACAGUACUGUAACUGUUAGAGAGAUCCACAUCAAUGGUUUCAAAUCUGAUUCAUACAUUUCAUAUAUCUGAUGAAUCUAUCUGAUUUUUCAUCUGAUUCAUCUAUUUAGGUCCAUUGUGCUUUUUGUAGCCUGUGCCUUUGAAUGUUCUUAGAGAGCAAUAUAUUAAUACGCACACCACCACAUCUCUCUCUGCUUCUCUUUGUGCUGCUGAGAAUAUAGAAAACACAACUCAUUCAGAGAUAACAAAUACCCUCCCAUACAAACCUGAGCGUUUACUAUUUUCUCAUUUGCAAAAUGGAGUGAUUUUUGAGAGGAAAGGUGUAGUGUGGCCAUUCGGUCAGUAUAGUCCCUAUAAUCCCAGGCCUGUAUUCAUAAAGCAUUUUAAAAUGCUGAUCUAGGAUCAUUUUAGAUCAUGAUGAAUAAGAUUACUUGGACAGGGAGGACCUGAUCCUAGAUCAGCUUUUAUUUACAUUUAAGUCAAGCUAGCUAGUUGUGACACUCCUGCAAUAGGACUCUUUAGGGAUAUGGACCCAGAGCUUUCCUUCACUCCAAGUCCUGUCAUUGCACUUCACAUACUUGAAUGUAGGAGCACAGUAGUCUAUUUACUUGAAAGAUGGAGCACAUUGAGAAAUACAAGGUCCUGCUACAGUAUGUUACUGUAUUACUGACACUGCAGGGGUCAUGAACUGCCCGGCCACAGAUCUUGGCAAUAAUCCUCAAUUGGAUGGACGAGUGACCAUAUCUUCAAUUAAUCCCAAACAAUAAUGGAACUGCUCAUAAAAGUAUUAUGUCUUAACAUGGACGAGUGACCAUAUCUUCAAUUAAUCCCAAACAAUAAUGGAACUGCUCAUAAAAGUAUUAUGUCUUAACAUGGACGAGUGACCAUAUCUUCAAUUAAUCCCAAACAAUAAUGGAACUGCUCAUAAAAGUAUUAUGUCUUAACAUGCGUGCACAAACACACACAUGAAAAGAAGUGAUACAAAAAAAAUAACAUGUCAUAUAGAUGAUCAUAACUAAGAAUUGAGAAGUUUGCACAUUUAUUGAAUUUAUAGAUUUUGAAGAAGUACUGUAUAUCAUGAUCAAGGGAACAGAUUUGUCUGGGAAAUUAACAUGUAAGGAGUUAUAGGCCUUAACAGACCAUUUAUAGGCCUUAGCAGACCAGUUAUAGGCCUCAGCAGGCCAGUUAUAGACCUUAGCAGACCAGUUAUAGACCUUAGCAGACCAGGCCUUAACAGAACAGUUAUAGGCCUAAGCAGACCAGUUAUAGGCCUUAACAGACCAGUUAUAGGCCUUAGCAGACCAGGCCUUAGCAGACCAGUUAUAGGCCUUAGCAGACCAGUUAUAGACCUCAGCAGACCAGUUAUAGGCCUUAGCAGACCAGUUAUAGGCCUCAGCAGACCAGUUAUAGGCCUCAGCAGACCAGUUAUAGGCCUUAGCAGACCAGUUAUAGGUCUUAGCAGACCAGUUAUAGACCUUAGCAGACCAGUUAUAGGCCUCAGCAGACCAGUUAUAGGCCUCAGCAGACCAGUUAUAGGCCUCAGCAGACCAGUUAUAGGCCUCAGCAGACCAGUUAUAGGCCUCAGCAGACCAGUUAUAGACCUCAGCAGACCAGUUAUUGGCCUCAGCAGACCAGUUAUAGACAUUAGCAGACCAGUUAUAGGCCUCAGCAGACCAGUUAUAGACCUUAGCAGACCAGUUAUAGGCCUCAGCAGACCAGUUAUAGGCCUCAGCAGACCAGUUAUAGGCCUUAGCAGACCAGUUAUAGGCCUUAGCAGACCAGUUAUAGGCCUUAGCAGACCAGUUAUAUGCCUUAGCAGACCAGUUAUAGGCCUCAGCAGGCCAGUUAUAGACCUCAGCAGACCAGUUAUAGACCUUAGCAGACCAGUUAUAGACCUUAGCAGACCAGUUAUAGACCUUAGCAGACCAGUUAUAGACCUUAGCAGACCAGUUAUAGGCCUCAGCAGACCAGUUAUAGGCCUCAGCAGACCAGUUAUAGGCCUUAGCAGACCAGUUAUAGGCCUUAGCAGACCAGUUAUAGGCCUCAGCAGACCAGUUAUAGACCUUAGCAGACCAGAGGCAGUUGUUCCAGAAAGCUGUGUAUUGUCGAGUUAUCUGCUAAAAUACUUAUUCCCAGUCUUACUUAAGCCUUAACCUAUUCAUCUGAGCUUGCAGUAGUUAACAUGUAAUAAGCCAUUUGUAAUGUGUUAACCCUUUAUAAACAUGUAUGAAACAUUUAUUAGCUUUGGGACUAUGCAUGAAAAAGAGAAACACACAAAAAAAGUGUCAUACAAAUAGAAACAUAUUGUUUUGUUCCGUCUGUUCAGUCCGUUCAGUCUUUUCAGUCUGUUUAAAUGUAUAUUUUACUAUCUUGAAGCUGCUGCUAUGUCAAUAAAAAUCUAUAUUCUUAAAA